Messenger RNA from Cynara cardunculus var. scolymus (artichoke), 1937 nucleotides. RefSeq names its product serine carboxypeptidase-like. The transcript is spliced from 9 exons. Lineage: Eukaryota; Viridiplantae; Streptophyta; Magnoliopsida; Asterales; Asteraceae. Bases 14 to 1537 code for a protein of 507 amino acids. Gene Ontology annotation, biological process: proteolysis. The record is from RefSeq and is a predicted model, not a curated record. Gene Ontology annotation, molecular function: serine-type carboxypeptidase activity. Gene Ontology annotation, cellular component: vacuole.
UUCUCUCUCUAAAAUGCUGUGUUUCAGGUUCAGGAUGCUUCUCCCACUCCUCCUCCUUUCUCUUCUUGUUGCCUCUUUUUCUCCGACGACGAGUCUCCGCCUGACGGACCCAAAGUUCCCAUCAACUCAGGCUAGGAAGCUGAUCAGAGGCCUCAAUUUGUUCCCAAAACACUCCAUCAACAUUGUCGAUCGCGAUGUUGCUAACCGGUCUUCUAUUGUUCGUCCGAAGAUAGUCGAGAAGCCUUUUAAAUUCCCCAAUUUCGUCGAUUCCGGUAGCGCGUCGGUUGAAGAAUUAGGUCAUCAUGCUGGUUAUUACCAGAUUGAACACUCUUAUGAUGCUCAGAUGUUUUACUUUUACUUCAAAUCACGGAACAGCGAAAAUGACCCUGUUGUUAUCUGGCUGACCGGAGGACCAGGUUGUAGCAGUGAGCUUGCUCUUUUCUAUGAAAAUGGUCCUUUCAAGAUUGGAAAGAACUUAACUCUUGUCUGGAACGAGUAUGGGUGGGACCAGGCAGCAAACCUGUUGUAUGUUGACCAACCUACUGGGACCGGCUUUAGUUAUAGCUCUGAUAAAAGAGACAUUCGCCAUGAUGAAAAGGGUGUUAGUGAUGAUCUAUACGACUUCUUACAGUCCUUCUUCACAGAGCAUCCUGAACUCGUAAAUAAUGACUUCUAUAUUACUGGAGAAUCAUACGCCGGCCAUUACAUUCCAGCUGUUGCUGCUCGAGUCCACCAAGGAAACAAAGAUAAGGAAGGAAUACACAUAAACCUGAAGGGAUUUGCCAUUGGUAAUGGGCUCACUGAUCCAGCAAUUCAGUACAAGGCUUAUACAGAUUAUGCGUUGGACAUGGGGAUAAUUAGCGAGUCUCAAUACAAACGCAUCAACUUGAUAGUUCCAGUGUGUGAAGCAGCAAUAAAGCUUUGUGGCACUGAUGGAACAGUCUCUUGUACGGCAGCAUACUUGGUUUGCAACAUCAUUUUCAUUGCCAUCACUAACAUCGCUGGCAAUAUCAACUACUAUGACAUUAGAAAGGAGUGUGUGGGCAGCCUCUGCUAUGACUUCUCGGACAUGGAGACACUCCUAAACGAAAGAUCUGUUAGGCAAGCUCUUGGAGUUGGAGAUAUAGAAUUUGUUUCAUGUAGCACUAGUGUGUACUUUGCUUUGCUUAUGGACUGGAUGAAAAAUCUUGAAGUCGGCAUUCCUGCUCUCCUUGAUGAUGGAAUUAAGAUGCUCAUAUAUGCUGGAGAAUACGACCUCAUCUGCAACUGGCUUGGUAAUUCAAGAUGGGUUCAUGCUAUGGAAUGGAGUGGUACGAAAGAGUUUGGUGCUGCUUCUGAAGUUCCUUUUGAAGUAUCUGGAUCUGAAGCAGGCUUACUCAAAAGCUAUGGUCCACUCAGUUUCCUCAAGGUUCAUGAUGCUGGUCAUAUGGUUCCUAUGGAUCAGCCUGCGGCUGCUCUGGAGAUGUUAAAGAGGUGGACCGAGGGCUCACUUUCUGAAACUGCAAUGGAGCCUAAAUCUUUGGUUUCCUCCAUAUAAUGGCAUGAUCAGGUCCGUUGUUUGUAAAUACCCCCCUCGGAACUUUCUAUGCUUUCACCAGUCUGGUUGCAUUGCACUUUAGGAGGAGAGUACAACAGAACACAGUAAGCAAACCAUUUUAGGUGGUUCCUUUGUUCCAAGGAUUGCAAAUGCAGUGUUGGUUUGAUUUGAUUGAUGCUAUCUUUCCAUUAUCCAUGGUAUGAUAAUCAAAUGUACCACGGGUCUCAAAUACUUCAUCUUACUUUGGCUUUUUGUUUAGAUUCAUCUUUUUAUGAUACGUAAAGAACGGAAGAGAAAUUAUAAAGAAAAAAACACACGAAAUUAAGUUCCCCGAAAAAGGAAUGGACGUCCACUUUGUCUUUUUCAUCAUACACGAACAUAAGAUUUGUAAUUGGUUGCU